AUGGCGUUCGCCUUGCAGAGGACCCUCUUGCGGGGAUUACUCAGCGUUGUAGCUGCCGUCUCUCUUCUGAUGCCAUGCCCUGCUGCUGCUCGUGCUGAUGAGCAACCGCCAUCAUCGCAUCAUGAGAACACCACCAUGACUGACAUUUUCCGAAAUCAAGCACUUCUCCGCAACAGUGUCAUGGACUAUAAGGUUGACACCCGAGCCAGCUCUGGUGAUAAUGGCGGAGGAGGUGGGGGUGGCGGUAAUGGAGGUUUUGGAUGGGGGUGGGGUCGUGGUGGUGGCGGUGGGGGAGGAGGAGGUGGGGGUGGUAACGGCGGCGGCGGCGGAGGUGGCGGCAAUGAUGGAGGCGGCGGCGGCGGCGGGAAGGGUAGUGGUGGUGGUAGUGGCAGAGGCAGAGGCGGUAGCGGCAGCAGCAUUGGUGGCGGAGGUGGUGGCGGCGGAAGCGGAAGCGGAAGCGGAAGCCGUGGUGGUAGUGGAAGCGGCGGCGGCGGCGGGAAGGGUAGUGGUGGUGGUAGUGGCAGAGGCAGAGGCGGUAGCGGCAGCAGCAUUGGUGGCGGAGGUGGUGGCGGCGGAAGCGGAAGCGGAAGCGGAAGCCGUGGUGGUAGUGGAAGCGGCGGCGGCGGCGGGAAGGGUAGUGGUGGUGGUAGUGGCAGAGGCAGAGGCGGUAGCGGCAGCAGCAUUGGUGGCGGAGGUGGUGGCGGCGGAAGCGGAAGCGGAAGCGGAAGCCGUGGUGGUAGUGGAAGCGGCGGUGACAAUGGCCACGGAGGAGCUGGAAGCGGGAGCGGAGGUGGUAAAGGUAGUGGCAGCGGCGGUAGCAGUGGUGGAGGAGGCGGAGGAUGCGGAAAUGGUGGUGGCAGUGGCAAUGGCCGGGGGGGAGCUGGAAGCGGCAGCGGUGGCAUCAGCGGUGGAGGAAGCGGAAUUGGUGGUGGCAGUGGCAACGGCUGCGGAGGUGGUAAACGUGGUGGCAGUGGCGGCAGCAAUGGUGGAGGAAGCGGAAAUGGUGGUGGCAGUGGCAAUGGCCGCGGAGGUGGUAAACGUGGUGGCAGCGGCGGCAGCAAUGGUGGAGGAAGCGGAAAUGGUGGUGGCAGUGGCAAUGGCCGCGGAGGUGGUAAACGUGGUGGCAGCGGCGGCAGCAAUGGUGGAGGAAGCGGAAUUGGUGGUGGCAGUGGCAAUGGCCGCGGAGGAGCUGGAAGCGGCAGUGGUGCUGGUGGAGGUAAUGGUACUGGUGGUGGAGUUGGUAACGUAAAAGGAGGAAACAAAGGGCACGGUAAAGGAAAAGGCGGUGGCGAUGGAAAAUGUGGUAGAGGUCAUCAUGGGAAAAGAGGUGGCGUUGGCCAUCGAAAAGGCAGCAUCGGCGGUGCUGUCACUCGAGGCGGCAGUCGCGGAGCAACCAUUAACCGCUGCAGCCAAAGCUUCGUUCGAAUCGCAAACCGGAAGUAA
Messenger RNA from Musa acuminata AAA Group (dessert banana), 1443 nucleotides. Its product is annotated as glycine-rich cell wall structural protein-like. The transcript has a single exon. Bases 1 to 1443 code for a protein of 480 amino acids. Lineage: Eukaryota; Viridiplantae; Streptophyta; Magnoliopsida; Zingiberales; Musaceae. The record is from RefSeq and is a predicted model, not a curated record.